This is a messenger RNA of Trichosurus vulpecula (common brushtail), 2022 nucleotides long. RefSeq names its product FKBP prolyl isomerase 7 (gene FKBP7). Lineage: Eukaryota; Metazoa; Chordata; Mammalia; Diprotodontia; Phalangeridae. Gene Ontology annotation, molecular function: peptidyl-prolyl cis-trans isomerase activity; calcium ion binding. Bases 63 to 722 code for a protein of 219 amino acids. The transcript is spliced from 4 exons. The record is from RefSeq and is a predicted model, not a curated record.
CUAGUUAGAGGGGCGUAGAAGAAGGUGGUCUCGGGAAUCUUUGAGAAACAACUUCGGGAGUCAUGCAUUUUUCCUUUAAAUGCGUUCUUUUUUUGCAGGCUUUAAGCUUCUUUUCUCUCCUUAUUCAGGGACAAAAACUAGAGGAAGGUGUGGAUGAAGUGAAAAUAGAAGUUUUGCAUCUUCCAGAAAACUGUUCUCCCAAAAGCAAGAAGGGGGACCUGCUCAAUGCCCACUACGACGGCUACUUGGCAAACGGCACCAAGUUCUACUGCAGCCGGACACAAAAUAAAGGUCAUCCAAAAUGGUUUGUUCUUGGUGUUGGGCAAGUAAUAAAAGGCCUAGAUAUUGCUAUGAUGGGUAUGUGUUCUGGAGAAAAAAGAAAAGUGACAAUACCUCCUUCACUGGCCUAUGGAAAGGAAGGCUAUGCACAAGGCUUGAUUCCACCAGAUACAACACUGAUUUUCGAGAUUGAACUCUAUGCUGUGACCAAAGGACCCCGAAGCAUUGAAACAUUUAAACAGAUAGAUGUGGACAAUGACAAGAAACUUUCUAAAACAGAGAUCAAUUAUUACUUGAAAAAGGAAUUUGAGAAAGAUGAUAAACCACGUGACCAGUCAUAUCAUGAUUCCGUGUUAGAAGAUAUUUUUAAGAAAAAUGACCACGAUGGAGAUGGCUUCAUUUCUUCUAAGGAAUAUAAUGUAUAUCAACAUGAUGAACUAUAGCAUAUCUUUCUAAAUUCAUUUGGCUAUCUUUUGUAUUAUCUACAAAAUUAUUUUUAUCCAAAUUUUGCUUACUUUUUUCCUAUAAGGCCACAUUUUGAUACCUUGAAAAAUAUUAAUUUCUGAACUUCAGGUAAAUUUUUAAUAAUAAAUUAUAAUAUACCCCAAAAAGUAGUGGGAAAGGUAAGAAUUCUAUAUUCCCUGCUUUAUUUAGUAAUGCCUGUGAACACAGAUUUCAGUAUUUUGAUGAAGCAGCCAACAUCUCAGACUCAAAAUUUCUAAAACUUUAACUCAUCAUCUUUCCUCCUAAACUUGCCCUCCUUUCCAGCUUCUCUGUAUCUGUUCAUGACAACAUCAUUCUUCUAGACAUCCAGCCUCAAAACCCAGGAAUCAUAUUUGACUUCUUCUUCAAACCCUAUAUUCAGUCAUUUGCCAAAGACUAUCAUUUCUAUCUCUGCCAUAUUUUUCAUCUGUUCCUUCCUCCACUUCCAUCGCCACCCCCAACCCCAAUAACUUAGGCUUAUAUUGUCUCUUGUCUGACCUAUUUUAAUUGCUUCCUAACUAGUCUUUUCCCCUCCAGCUUCUUUCUCCUCCAAUUCAUCUUCACACAGUUGGUAAAGUAACUCUCUAAAUGGGCAACUGAUCACUUUACUCCCCUAGUUACAGAUCUUAGUGACUCCCCUUUGCCUACAGAACAAAAUAUAAACUUGCAUUUAUGGCUGUCUGGCACCUCAUGUAGUGUAUAAUACCCCAAGGAAAUCAAAGACAAACAAAAAUCUAGUAUAUACCAAAAUAUUCACUGCAACACUUUUAUGGUAACACAGUAUUGGAAAGUGGUUGUCCAUAGAUUAGACAAGGGCUAAAAAUACUGUGGUAUAUGAAUGUAAUGAAAUACUGCUAAAUACAAAUAUUGUUAAGUAGUCCAUUCAUAAUGAACCUGAGGAAUUUAGAGAAAUGUGGGAAUAUCCAUGUGAACUGAUGUAAACAAAUGGAAUCAAGAGACUUAUGUACACAAUGAUUAUAAUAUAAAUGAAAAGAUCACUAAAAGGAAACUGGACUCAGAAUAACUGGGGGAAAAAAGGAAAGUCCAGGAAGACAGAUAAUGAAACUUACCUUCUUCAUCGUGGUACCGAAGUAGAGGACUAAGAGGACAAACAUUGUACAAGUCAUAUUCAUUUACUUUAGAAGAGAUGUUUUUGUUUAAUUGUUGGUCUUUGCCACCAGGGGAACUUCACUCCCCUCACUGGGGAAGAUUGAAAUGACUGAUGUAAAGACAAAAGGCAUCAAUAAAAUAUUUUAAGGA